This is a messenger RNA of Clunio marinus, 996 nucleotides long. The record is from the annotation of a GenBank genome assembly. NCBI's taxonomy places the organism in Eukaryota, Metazoa, Arthropoda, Insecta, Diptera, Chironomidae.
AUGAAAGGUUCGUUAGAAAUGACGAUUUCAACAGAAGAAAAUCAAAAGAAAAUUGUGAUUCACGUUUUAAAAUGUAAGCAUCUACCUAAAACAACUGAUAUUCCACACGUCAAUGCAUAUGUGAAAUGUGCGAUGGUCACUUUGAAUUCACCAUCUGGACAUCACAACACUUAUCAACGAACAGCAGUACAUAAAAACUCAACAGAACCUGUGUUUGAUCAUAAAUUCAAUUUUGAUUUAAAUAAUUCAGAUGAUCAUGAAAAAUAUCUUCAACUUGCUGUAUGGCAUCGAAACAGAAGUUUAAAACGAAGCGAAUUUAUUGGCUGCCUGACAGUAUCUGUGAAAAAUAUUUUGGAAAAAAAUAUUGAAGGAACAUUCAAACUCCAACCACAAUCUUUUCUAUUAAGGCCAGCUCCACUUAUAGUUGAAAUUGAUGAUUCAUUAUCGAAGCAUGAAGAAACAUUUCAACGAAUCCAUGAAGAGAAUAAUGAUAAUCUCCUCCUGAGGUAUCUUGAGCUUAGUAACACUAAAAGCUGUGGACAUCAUGAAGGAAGAACUCCUUUUACACUCACAAGAAUAAUUAAAAAGUCCCCUGAAGAUGCUUUUGGUUUUGAGAUUUCUUGGUCAAAGCCGCCAAAGAUUAAUUCAGUGAAAACAUUAUCGAAAAGCUCAGGAUUAGAAAAGGGCGACUUCAUUAUAUUUGUCGGUGAUACCAACAUCGUUGCGAUGCAAAAGGAAGAAAUUAUAAAUCUCAUUAGGGCACAAGGAAAUAUCUUAACGCUUGAAAUAUUUCGAUCAACUGGUCAAGUGAGCAGCAGAGAAAUUAUUGAAAAAUUAGCUUCAAAAAAUACGCCCACAGUGGAAUUAAAUCAUUCUGAGAAUCUGAAAUUAGAAAAGAAUGAUCUAAUUGAGACGCCUAGAAGCCAUAAGAUAUCACAUUUCAAACAACCCCAAGUGUGCUUUCAACCUACGAUCGGCAGUGGUGUUAUAGUUUGA